AUGGUGAGAACAAGGACAAAAGACCCAGAAGAUGCUACCUCUGCACGGUUGGACAUGAUGGAAAGAAUGAUUAUGGAGAUGGUGGAAACCUUACGGCAACAACAGCAGCAACAACAACAACCGCCACCACCACCGAUACCUCCACCUGUAGUACAAGAUUUUCAUGUUGAAGAUCAGACCAUUACCCGUACCAAGGAGCUUAACAAGAUGAAACCGCCGUCAUUUAAAGGAGGGAUAGAACCAAUGAAAGCUGAGUAUUUCCCUCAAAGUAUGCGAGAUAAGAAGGUGACAGAAUUCGACACUCGCAGACAAGGGAACAAAACCGUUGCCGAAUAUGAAGCCCAAUUUGCAGAACUAGCCCGGUUUGCACCUCAUAUGGUGGACACAGAUUACAAGAAGGCGCGCAAAUUUGAAGGGGGAUUACGGAGUGCUAUCCUGGACAAGGUCAACAUGUUGAAGUUGCCUACUUAUGUCGAUGUGUUGGAGAGGGCUGUUAUAGCAGAAGGAAACCUCGUUACUCAGAACCGAAUUUCUAAAUGGAAAGGGAAGGGGCAGAAUACUGAAUGGUCAAAGGGGACAACUACUCCACCAAACAAGAAACAAAAUUUAGGGACUUCAAAUACUUCUACGCCUAGUCAGGAUUCAAUUCCUGUUUGUCCGAAAUGUGGAAAGAAGCAUCAUGGGACGUGUUAUCGGAAGUCUGGAGCCUGUUUUCAUUGUGGCAAACCAGGUCAUUUGAUAAGGGAUUGCCCUCAAAGGAAUCAACAAAACAUCAAUAGGGCUGCUACCAGUUCAGCGGGGUCUACCCCAACUCCCAACACUAAGACAACUGCUAAACCUACUAACAAUAAAGACACUGCGAGGCAAGGCAGGGUGUUCACAUUGGUUCCAGGAGAUGUGCAAAAUGCGGCAACAGUGGUGUCAGUUAAACCUGAAUUGCCUUCUCGGAUCAUCAUCCACCAUCUUCGAGCAUCAUCAUCCAAUGUGAAUGCUGCUAAUGACACCUUCUGA
Camellia sinensis is the source of this 1011-nucleotide messenger RNA. Lineage: Eukaryota; Viridiplantae; Streptophyta; Magnoliopsida; Ericales; Theaceae. The record is from RefSeq and is a predicted model, not a curated record.